This is a messenger RNA of Salmo salar (Atlantic salmon), 1094 nucleotides long. The record is from RefSeq and is a predicted model, not a curated record. NCBI's taxonomy places the organism in Eukaryota, Metazoa, Chordata, Actinopteri, Salmoniformes, Salmonidae.
GUCAUGAACAGGGAGGAACAAAACCACAUUUUACUUUCACUUUCACAGCCUCGGGAAAUGAAGAUCAGAAGCAGCCUAGAUGAACUACACAGUGCUUUAGCGUAUCUCAUUUGAAUGUACUGUUAUUUAUUAUCUUUACAAACAAACAGUCUCGCAGAUAUGCCCAAACUAAAGCUCAUCAGAUUGUGGUUCUGGAUUUGUCUGGCGCGGACGGUGGUCUCCGGAGAAGACCUUAUCCUUAAAGUGGGAGGUGAGCUCGUGUUGACGCCGGACAAGUCCACAGUGCCUGACUCCAUCACAAGCAUCCUAUGGAAGCAUGGGAAUAACAAGGUGGCAGAGUGGGACAAUGAUUUUGGUGGUCUGGACAUCUAUGCUGCCUUCAAAGAGCGCACAAUCCUGGACCAGACUACUGGAGAGCUGAGAAUCAGUGGAUUGAUGAAAACAGACAGUGGAGUUUAUUCUGUGGAGUUCAACAGCAAACUGCUUGACAAGACAUAUACACUGUCUGUUAUCAAGGCAGCCCCCAAACCCACAAUCACUUCUUCCUGUAACGCCAACCAAACCUCCUGCACUCUGACCUGUGAGGGCAACACCACUGAUGCUGAACCAGUCACUUACAGCUGGAAAGUGGGAGAGGGGGUGUGGGAGGUUGGAGGAAAACAGCUGAUUGUCUUUAAGAGCGACACUGGCAAUUCAACCAACAGUUACAAGUACAUCUGCAAGCUGAAUAACUCUGUAAGUGGGGAAGGGGAAGUCAGCGAGCCAGUUGGAGAGGUGUUUGUCUCAGAGCCUUCCAUCAGAGAUUUUGUUGGUGUUGUUGUCACUGCCAUUGUAGCAUUUGUUUUCAUUGUCAUAACAGGAAUGUUGGUGUGGAAGAAAACGACUGGAUAUCCCCAAGACACCUGGAUUGACUUUUUGAGAAAGUUUGAUUGUGGAAAUUGCGCUAAAGUCAGUGAUGGAGCCCAGCCAAAACAAGGCAAGUCAUCCAGUUAAUUUAAGACUGUAUAAAGCAGAAGUAACUUCUUAAAGUUCCAUUUGAUGCUGUAGUUGAGUUUUUCCUUCUGUGUGAUUCUGCAGAGGGGGUUAUGCUAGUG